Messenger RNA from Spodoptera littoralis (African cotton leafworm), 1347 nucleotides. Lineage: Eukaryota; Metazoa; Arthropoda; Insecta; Lepidoptera; Noctuidae. The record is from the annotation of a GenBank genome assembly.
AUGUCGCCACUGCUGAAUUCGCUGCUGCGGUGGCGGCGCGAGGCGCCCGCGCCCGCUGAGACGCUGGAUGAAACAGUUCCGCCCUUGUCCACAUCCACAGAACCUGGGACAUUGUCAAUGGUUACAUCGACAAUCCCACCAACUACCCAGGAGUCCAUCGGAGAGAAGACGGCAGAAAUCGCCCGUAAGAUGAACAUUGAGCCAUGGCAACUUGUCGCUAUACUUGUUGGUGUGGGCGUGGUGGUGCUCGGAAUAUGUUUCUGCUGCAUCAGAAGGUGUUUCCGCAAGCGACGCUCCAAGGAUGGCAAAAAGGGAAUGAAAGGUGUCGACUUAAAAUCCGUCCAGCUGCUCGGUUCUGCUUACAAGGAAAAGGUUCAGCCUGAUAUGGAGGAGCUCACGGAGAAUGCCGAGGAACCUGACGACGGCGACUCCAAGAAAGAGGAACAGAAGCUAGGAAAACUCCAAUACAAGCUGGAGUAUGAUUUUAACAGCAACAGUUUGUCUGUGACUGUAAUUCAAGCUGAGGAUCUCCCCGCUCUGGACAUGGGAGGCACGUCCGACCCCUACGUUAAAGUUUACUUACUUCCCGACAAGAAGAAGAAGUUCGAAACAAAAGUUCAUCGAAAGACUUUAAGCCCCGUUUUCAACGAAACAUUUGUGUUUAAGAACGUGCCCUAUGCUGACGCUAUGAAUAAAACUCUCGUGUUUGCAAUCUUCGACUUCGAUCGAUUCUCAAAACACGACCAGAUCGGUGAGGUGAAGGUGCCGCUGUGCCAGGUAGACUUGGCACAAACUAUCGAGGAGUGGCGCGAGCUGCAGAGUGUUGAAGGAGAAGGGGGGCAGGACAACAAGUUGGGAGACAUUUGUUUCUCGUUGCGUUAUGUACCAACGGCCGGAAAACUGACAGUUGUUAUUUUGGAAGCUAAGAACUUGAAGAAAAUGGACGUCGGCGGUCUAUCAGAUCCGUACGUAAAGAUAGCACUCAUGCAAAAUGGCAAACGUCUCAAGAAGAAGAAAACGAGCAUCAAGAAAUGCACACUGAAUCCCUAUUACAACGAGUCAUUUACUUUUGAAGUACCAUUCGAACAGAUACAGGUGCGAGCCGAGAUUCAUGCAAAAUUCGAUGUCGCAGCGCAUAGUCUGGACAAAACAAUUAAUGAAAAAUACAUACGGCACGAUCGUUCCGUCAUUAUUUUAAAUCCUCACUAUUCAGAGUCUAUGAAGCGUUAUGUAUUUCUCAUUAAAAUUGUCUUAACUGUGCACGAUUUGAUGUUGUGGACUAAUUGUUGUGAAUAUAUGAAUUAUGUACACCACUUGCAUCCAUACCCGUUCCUUUCCUAUACAUAA